Lingula anatina is the source of this 1122-nucleotide messenger RNA. RefSeq lists its product as uncharacterized. The record is from RefSeq and is a predicted model, not a curated record. Lineage: Eukaryota; Metazoa; Brachiopoda; Lingulata; Lingulida; Lingulidae.
GGUACGAGGAAAUAAGUUUAACUACUGUUUAAUGGGGCAAAGUAAAUACAGGUAAGUAUAAAAAGUUGCCAGUCUCCGUGAAGCACCAAUGAACUUCCUGUAGGCGAUAAAGGAAGAUCGCAACUGACGUCACUGAAGAUGAACCUACCUGCACUGCUACUGUUGACCGCCGUCGGCGCGGCGUGUAUAAACCAGCGCGUGGACGCUCUUACAAUUGACCAAAUCAUUGAUGCCCUGAUGGGUGGCUCUCCUCCCCAUUGGAAGGUGAUGUUUGACCUAGACAGCAGCGGAAGCAUCAACGCUGUCGAGUGGAACGAUUCCAUACAGGCGGCGAGGGAUACCCUUUCCAUAAUUGACAACACCCCAGCUGCUGUCAGCGUCCAUCCUGAUAGACACAGGAUCGGGUUGGUGCGGUUCUCUAGCACCGCUGUUACUCAAGUUAUUUUCAGUUUGGGCACGCAUGGGUUCUUUUUGGGUAACGAUUUGGCAAUUGCUGGUGUGGUGAAAGUAGCCGGUGCAACAAACACAGUGUUAGGACUACAUCUCUGUGAGAUCGAAUUUGGUGGCUCUGGCAAGCGACUGGUGUGGAUGACAACAGACGGGAAAUCUAAUCAAGGGGGCGACCCAGUCGCCAAGGCAAAACUUAUGCAGAAAAAAGGAAUCGUAAUCUGUGUCGUGGCCGUGGGACCCGAUGCCGACAUGGUUGAAAUAAAUGGCAUGGCAUCAAAGAUAAUGAUUCCUGGUUACCGCAGACCCCAACUCUGCGUCCUAGAGUUCGAGUCCUUCCAAGCCUAUAAAACCGCUGCGCGUGACGCAAGAAGUAGAGUUGUGUCUGCAAGACGUAACCGAAGAAUAAACUAGGCUUAAGCUACGUACAGAAAGGCUCCUGGACAGAAUAGGAAAGGACGUUCCUGUCGUCUGUUUUCACCUAACUGAUGAAUUAACUAUGCUAGCACCUCCGAAAUAUCAAAUCUUUUGUGAAUGCAUAAAUUCUUGCUCUGGUUAUAGAUGUAAAAUGUAAUGCCACAUUUGUCCGUUACAUCGGUGCUGACUUUUGCCGAGGACUUUCAGUUUCAGAAUUACACUUUGUGUAACACAACAUAUAUUACUAAUAGAAAUAAA